CCUAGAGCUGUGCGGAUGUGGAAGCUGCAGCUACAGCUGAGGAAAGCGAGAAUGAAUCGAAACAGAAAGCUAAGGAAGGCUGCUUUAAAUACCGACGCGGAGCUCUGACACUUUUGGUCUCUAGACCGACCAGAGAGGUAGAAGACAACAAACUGACAGCAUCUGAACUCUAUUAAAAACCUUUCGGACAGAGGCGAAAUGUCGGCCGACACUGAAGUGGAGACGAAGAUCUGUAACUUCUUGAGACGAAAUGGCAAAAGCAAAGCUUUCGUGAUUUCUAAACAAUGCGGACUAGAUAAACGCAUCGUCAACAAACAUCUGUACAGCUUAGAGAAAUCAAAUCAGCUGUUCAAAUGUACAGAACAGCCUCCUAUUUGGGAUCUUGUGGAAAAUAUGAAUAAGCUCAAACUGACACCCGAACCAAAGCAAAAGUCUCAGACGACAACAGAAACAAGCGGGGAGAAAGAUGUGGAAAAAUUGCUGACGAGGUCAGGAGGUUUAAAAGCCUAUGAGAUCGCCAAAAAUCUGGGACAGUCAAGACAAAGCAUUAACAAACAGCUGUACAGUAUGGAGGAGAAGGGGAAAGUAAAGAAAUGCAGCCAAAGCAAGUUGUGGAGACUUAACGAUGAGUGGAGCGAUGAGAGUUUUAGCCAAGAGAGCUCCAGCUCCUGUCCCAGUGAUCAUGGACUGGACUCAGUUCCAGGGUUGUCUAAUAGUUUUGAUGUGAUCGCAAAGCUUGGUGAAGGCGGCUUUGGCUGGGUUUAUAAAGUAAAACAUAAAAUUGAUGAGAAGAUCUACGCUGUAAAGAGGGUCAUCUUAACCAGUGACGCUGAUUCUGAGGUGAAGACACUGGCCCGACUAGAUCACCCAAACAUAGUGCGUUACAUUACCUGCUGGUCAGGUUCUGAUGAUUGGGUGUCAAACCAAGAAAGAAACCAUGCGUCCAAAAAAUCAGAUUCUUCAUCAGAUGUAGUGACCUUUGAGAGAUCCGGCUGUGUAGAGAAGGACAACAAUGAUGGUGAUGAUGGUGGUGAUGAUGGUGAUGAUGAUGAUGAUGAUGAUGAUGAUGAUGAUGACACAUCAGGAAUGGAAAGUCUGACAGAAUCUGCAUCUGCUGCUGAACCCCCAGAAAACAACAGAAUUGAUGGUUUAGACUCAAAUCAAAGUAGGACUUGCUUAUUUAUUCAGAUGGAGUUCUGCGAGGGAGGAACGCUGACCAAUUGGAUAAAGGCGAGAAAUUUUAUGGAAAAACAGAGAACCAUAGUGGAAAUCCAUAAAAUAUUUUAUGAAAUUAUCACUGGAGUGGAAUACAUCCAUGCAAACGAGCUCAUCCACAGAGACUUGAAGCCUGAUAACAUACUGUUCGGCGCUGAUGGCAAAGUGAAGAUCGGAGACUUUGGGCUGGUUGCGGCUCAGACUGAUCAAAAUGGUGACCCUAUGGAGAGAUCAAACAGAGGAACACCAACUUAUAUGAGUCCUGAACAGAAAAAUAAGAAGCAUUAUGAUGAAAAAACAGACAUUUUUCCUCUUGGACUCGUGUGGUUUGAGAUGAUCUGGAAAAUAUCUACUCUUAGCGAAAGAAUGAAGCUAUGGACAGAUCUGAGAGAUCGAAGGUUUCCAGAAGGGUUCAGUGACAGUUAUCGAACUGAGAGUAAAUUCAUCAUGAAGAUGCUGUCGUAUUCACCAGAGCACAGGCCACAUGCAAAAGACAUCAAAGAAAAACUGGAGAAGUUUUUCUCUCUACAUCAGAAUCUGUUAAGCCAGAAAACAGUCUGAGAUUUUUGUGUAUAGAAACUGUCUCAGCAGUUUGGUUGGGUCCUUUAAAAAAAAAAAAAAAGAA
This is a messenger RNA of Labeo rohita (rohu), 1840 nucleotides long. RefSeq names its product eukaryotic translation initiation factor 2-alpha kinase 3-like. The record is from RefSeq and is a predicted model, not a curated record. Gene Ontology annotation, molecular function: protein kinase activity; ATP binding; RNA binding. The transcript has 11 exons. NCBI's taxonomy places the organism in Eukaryota, Metazoa, Chordata, Actinopteri, Cypriniformes, Cyprinidae. The coding region runs from base 199 to 1776 and encodes 525 amino acids. Gene Ontology annotation, biological process: protein phosphorylation.